Protobothrops mucrosquamatus (brown spotted pit viper) is the source of this 1413-nucleotide messenger RNA. RefSeq names its product beta 3-glucosyltransferase (gene B3GLCT). The transcript is spliced from 14 exons. Gene Ontology annotation, molecular function: acetylglucosaminyltransferase activity. Lineage: Eukaryota; Metazoa; Chordata; Lepidosauria; Squamata; Viperidae. The record is from RefSeq and is a predicted model, not a curated record. Gene Ontology annotation, cellular component: membrane. Bases 15 to 1397 code for a protein of 460 amino acids.
AACUUCUGUCAGAGAUGCCAGGAAAAAAUGAGAAUUCAAGCCAAAUAAGCAAAGAGCUAAGGGAAAUAGUAUUUGUCAUCCAGAGUCAGAAGAACUCUUAUCAUUUGAAGAAAGCAUAUGAUCUUAAACAAAAUAUUUUAAAACAGGCUGCCUCUUUGGGAAAGGAAAUGCCUACCAUUCUGCUUACUCAUCAGAUGGACAGACAUGAAGGAACAUGGACUAUUUUACCAUUAAUGCAUGAGUUUUCUGUUUCAUACAGCAAAAACUCCUCAUGGAUUUUUUUGUGUGAAGAGGAUACAAGAAUACAGAUUGUAAAACUACUGAAUACAUUUAGAAGAUAUGACAAAUCUAAGGAAUUUUUUUUAGGCAAAGCAUUACAUGAUGAUGAAUCUACAAUUAUCCAUCAUUAUGCCUUUGCAGAAAACCCUACAGUUUUUAAAUUUCCAGAUUUUGCUGCUGGCUGGGCACUUAGUAUUCCACUUGUAAAAAAGCUUGCAAGGAGACUGAAGAAUGAACCUUUAAAGUCAGAUUUUACAAUAGAUUUAAAACAUGAGAUUGCAUUAUACAUCUGGGAGAAAGGGAAUGGACCACAACUCACGCCGGUGCCUGAAUUCUGUACAGAAGACUUCAACUCUCCUCAUGAUGCUCACUGUGCCACUACAUUCACUAAUUUCCUCCCACAAUGUGGUGAUCCUGUGAAGAAAACGGAUAUCUUUAUUGCUGUAAAAACAUGCAGGAAAUUCCAUGGAGACAGAAUACCUAUUGUGAAGCAAACCUGGGAAGGAGAAACCAAUUUCAUUGAAUAUUACAGUGAUUAUGCAGAAAGUUCAAUACCUACUGUUGACAUAGGAGUACCAAAUACUGAAAGAGGUCAUUGUGGAAAGACUUUUGCCAUUUUGGAAAGAUUUUUAAAUCAUAGUCCUGCUAAAAUGCCUUGGUUAGUCAUUGUGGAUGAUGAUACCUUGAUAAGCAUCUCUAGGCUCCAGAAAUUACUCAGUUGUUAUGACUCAAGUGAGCCAGUGGUUCUCGGGGAACGCUAUGGCUAUGGUUUAGGAUCAGGAGGCUAUAGUUACAUUACUGGUGGAGGAGGGAUGGUCUUCAACAGAGAAGCAAUCCAAAAAUUGUUUGCUAGUAAAUGCCGCUGCUACAGCAAUGAUGCCCCUGAUGAUAUGGUAAUUGGAAUGUGUUUCAGUGGUUUAGGAAUUCCAGUUACACACAGCCCUCUCUUCCAUCAGGCUCGCCCAAUGGAUUAUCCGAAGGACUUCCUAUCCCAUCAAGUUCCAAUAUCAUUUCAUAAACACUGGAAUGUUGAUCCAGUAAAGAUUUAUUUUACAUGGUUGGCUCCAAAUGUACAAGAUUUGGAAUAUGGAAGCAAACAUGUCAGAGAGGAUUUAUAAUCUGUGAAAAUAUUUA